GGCAGGUACGCUAGCAUUAUCCUAUCCCGCUAUAUCCCGUUUGCGCAAAAUAUCGAACCUUAUUUUCAUGCGUUCUUAACUUCUUACUUUCGCUCGUCAUCUUUCCCCCUUCAAUUAAUUACAACGGUUGAACUGUAUCACGAUGUGGUGGGGGAAAGGAUCAGACAAAUCAGAAGCUUCGAAAGAUAAGCAGUCGGAAGCCCCGCCAGCGAAGGUCGAUCCUCGCAAAGAUGCUACACUAUUCGACCCCGACAAGCUUCCCGACAGACGGGAGCUACCGAAGAGUUUGCAGAAGAUCGUGGAUAAGUCAGACAGGGAUGACAAUUUCUUUGAUGAACUUGUAGAGGGAUAUGCGCCCGACUCCACCGAGUCCAACGUUCGAUAUGCCGCCUACGCGAACAGACUGCGAACCGUUAUGCUUUCGGCCCACCGAUACGUGGCGUAUACAUCAGACAUAGGAGAAUCUUUUCGUCCCGUCGCGCAUCCGUGGCUAGUAAGAAGCGCCUAUGGUAUAUCGUGGGCCUAUAUCUUAGGUGACGUUUCGUACGAAGGCUACAAGGCCUACUGGCAGAAUCAACGGACAUUGAACCCGCAAAUAGUGCUCUCGGCAAAGGCGCAGAAAGCUACUGGUCUCUCCCUGCCGGCAUCUGCGGACGCUCAGCCCGGCGUUGUAUCACCCCUGGAGGAUUACAGGACUGUCAUGGUUCAGCGAGGCAUAUUCCAGAGUAUCGCUUCCAUGGGACUUCCCGCAUUCACAAUCCACAGUGUGGUCAAAUACUCGAGCAAGGCCAUGAAGGACACAAAAAACAAGACGCUCAGAGUAUGGGGUCCCAUAGGACUCGGUCUCUCCGUCGUGCCAUUCUUGCCCACAUUAUUCGACAAGCCGGUUGAAAAUGCGGUUGAGUGGAUCUUCCAUAAAGGUUUCGCCGCAUAUGGCGGAAAGGAGUAUAUUGGCGAUUCCCCGGCAACAGGACGAGAAGCGGCUCUGACACACAGGCCAAAGGUGAGCACUAAGGAAAAGGAACUAUAAGGUCAUAGACGUUAGGAUAAAGGGUAGGACUCUCAUCGUUCCGGCGUAUGGACAUGGAUUAUCUCUACUUUUCGGCUGUGCUUAUUCUAUUUCACUGAAACCUGGAUUAAGGGUGGAAGAGA
Annulohypoxylon truncatum is the source of this 1152-nucleotide messenger RNA. Its product is annotated as mitochondrial 18 KDa protein-domain-containing protein. The record is from RefSeq and is a predicted model, not a curated record. Bases 143 to 1030 code for a protein of 295 amino acids. The transcript is spliced from 3 exons. Gene Ontology annotation, biological process: mitochondrial fission. NCBI's taxonomy places the organism in Eukaryota, Fungi, Ascomycota, Sordariomycetes, Xylariales, Hypoxylaceae. Gene Ontology annotation, cellular component: mitochondrion.